AUAUAAAGUCAAUACAAAUAUUUAAUUGAAAAUAGAAAAACCUAAAUAUCUCGGGGUGUCCUAGGGGUGACUGUCCCACUGGUAUCGGUGGGGUCAUGCCGAAAUGCUGGUAGAGUUGCUGCAUCUGUUGCUGCAUCUGUGUUGUAAAAAUCGAUUGUUGCUCCCGUAGACUAGCAUUGCUGCAUCUGUUGCUGCAUCUGUGUUGUAAAAAUCGAUUGUUGCUCCCGUAGACUAGCAUUAUCUGCCAAAACAUUAGAAAUUUCUUGUUGAAGGUUAUAAUUAUCUGCCUUCAAUGAUUCAACAGUUGCUGCAAUUCGAUAACCCUAUUAGACUGUCCCAUAAUGGGUGGCCUGAAUGGUUCUCGUCUAGAUGUGCUCACACCUAUAUCCUGUGGAUGUGUGUGAAUAUCCAAACCUUUCAACCAUCCUUUCUUGACCCCACCAGUUGCCCUAAGUAAUAUCUCAGCAUGAGGUAUUGUAGGGUCAAAUCCUUCUUCCUCUUGUCUACUAGCAUAUUCAGCUGUCAAUUU
Molecule: messenger RNA, 529 nt
Organism: Rubroshorea leprosula
Lineage: Eukaryota; Viridiplantae; Streptophyta; Magnoliopsida; Malvales; Dipterocarpaceae
Source: the annotation of a GenBank genome assembly